This is a messenger RNA of Raphanus sativus (radish), 1920 nucleotides long. RefSeq names its product vacuolar protein 8. The transcript has a single exon. The record is from RefSeq and is a predicted model, not a curated record. Gene Ontology annotation, molecular function: protein binding. Lineage: Eukaryota; Viridiplantae; Streptophyta; Magnoliopsida; Brassicales; Brassicaceae. Bases 93 to 1700 code for a protein of 535 amino acids.
UUUUCCCAACUGGCACAAACCAAAGCAAAGCAGCUUCACUUCCUAAUUUAAUUCACACCCCUCUCUCUCUCUCCACACUCACCGCUACUCCGAUGCCGUUAGCUAACGACGGUGACGGGAGUUUAACGGAGCUAAUCUCCUCACUCCUCUCCCGUAUCCCCAACCUCCUCAGCUUCAAAUCCAAAUGGUCUUCGAUCCGCCUCAAACUCCACCAUCUCAACACUCACCUCCCCGAUCUCCCCAACCACCUAUCUCUCGAUCUCCUCGCCUCCCUCCGAGAGACGCUACUCCACGCCGCCUCCGUCGCGGCGAGGUGCGAGGGACCAGAUUUACCUGACGGAAAGCUCAAGACGCAGAGCGACGUCGACUCAAUCACGGCGAGACUCGAUCGCCACGUCAAAGACGCCGAGAUUCUCAUCAGAACCGGAACCGUUUCGAUCCCGUCGGAGAAGAAGGAAUCAACCGCGGCGAGGAAUCUAGUCAUCCGAUUACAGAUCGGCGGAGCCGAAUCGAAGCUCUCCGCGAUUGAUUCGUUGCUUCGAGAAGACGAUAAGAACCUAAUGAUCUCCGUAUCUCAAGGAGUCGUUCCCGUUCUCGUCCGCCUCCUCGAUUCUUGUACUAGUCAGAGCACGAAGGAGAAAGUCGUAUCGUUGAUUUCGAGAAUCUCGACUAUGGAGAGCAGCAAGGACGUGUUGAUAGCUGAAGGAUUAUCUCUACUGAACCAUCUCCUUCGCGUGCUUGAAUCGGGAAGCGGUUUCGGUAAAGAGAAGGCUUGUGUAGCUUUGCAAGCGCUGAGUUCGUUGUCUAAGGAGAACGCUAGAGCGAUUGGUUGUAGAGGAGGGAUCUCGUCUCUGCUUGAGAUUUGCCAGGCGGGGACUCCUGCUUCUCAAGGUUUUGCUGCUGGUGUGUUGAGGAACUUGGCUUUGUUUGGUGAGAUUAAAGAGAGUUUCGUUGAGGAGAAGGCUGUUUUUGUUCUUGUCUCUCUCGGUUCUUCCGGUACGGUUCUUGCUAAGGAGAAUGCUGUAGGGUGUUUGGGUAAUUUAGCGUCUGGGGAUGAGGAGAUGAUGGUGUUGAUUGUUAGGGAAGGAGGGGUUAAGUGUUUAAAGAGUUUCUGGGAUUCUGUUUCCGAUGAUGCUGAGAGGAUUGAGGUAGGGGUUGUGCUUUUGAAGAAUCUAGCUUUGUGUUCCGUUGUGAGAGAAGUUGUUGUCUCGGAAGGGUUUAUCCCACGUUUGGUUCCGGUGUUGAGUUGUGGGGUUCUUGGUGUGAGAAUCGCAGCUGCGGAAGCUGUUUCUUCGCUAGGGUUCACCUCGAAAAGCAGGAGAGAGAUUGGUGAAAGCGGAUGCGUCGGUGCGUUGAUUUAUAUGUUAGAUGGUAAAGCCAUGGAAGAGAAAGAAGCGGCUUCUAAAGCUCUGUCAACGUUAUUGGUGUGCACAAGCAACAGAAAGAUUUUCAGGAAGAGUGAUAAGGGUGUACUCAGUCUUGUUCGGCUCUUGGACCCCAAGAUUACGAAAUUGGAUAAGAGAUACACGGUCUCUGCGUUGGAACUGCUUGUGACUUCUAAGAAAUGUAGGAAACAAGUCGUUGCUGCUGGUGCUUGCUUGCAUUUACAAAAGCUUGUGGAGAUGGAUGUUGAAGGAGCUAAGAAAUUGGCAGAGAAUCUUGCUCGGAGUAAGAUUUGGGGCGUCUUUGCAAGGCCAUAAGAGACUGUGGAUACGUUUAUUAACUUGUAUGUAAGGAACACUGAUGAAUCUUGUUGUGUCACUUUUCUCUAUAUGUUGUUUUGAUGAUUGAUUGUUCAUUGAUUGUGUAGGGGGGAAAGUUUAAUUGCUGAUUAGUUCUGUAGGCAAGUAAUAUCUUUGUAGAGUUUGUAAUCCUCUCUGUUAUGUUUUCCUUAGCAGCUAAUCAUAUCAGAGUUUGAUC